Thermothielavioides terrestris NRRL 8126 is the source of this 2499-nucleotide messenger RNA. RefSeq lists its product as uncharacterized. Gene Ontology annotation, cellular component: mediator complex; core mediator complex. Gene Ontology annotation, biological process: regulation of transcription by RNA polymerase II. The coding region runs from base 102 to 2054 and encodes 650 amino acids. The record is from RefSeq and is a predicted model, not a curated record. Gene Ontology annotation, molecular function: transcription coregulator activity. NCBI's taxonomy places the organism in Eukaryota, Fungi, Ascomycota, Sordariomycetes, Sordariales, Chaetomiaceae. The transcript has a single exon.
CUAUAUGGGAGCUUGGCAAUAACAGGGGUGCCGGCGUGGGAUGCGUGGGAUUUGCGACUGAGCUCCCCACCGCGUCUUUCGAGCUCCGCGAACGCGAUACAAUGAACGACAGGCCCUUUUCGCUCCAACCGCGCCCGCCCCCGGGCCGCGGACCUCAGUCCAUCACCGAGUUUAUCCGACGUGUCAACGCCGAGCCUGGCGGCUUCCGCGGCAUCAACACCGCCGAGCUGCGCGCGCAGCUGCUCAAUCGCCAGCAAAAUGGCGACGGCGACAAUGAUGCACAUGGCGAUGACCGCGACAUCGACAUGACGGGCGCCUCCUCCGAGGCAGGCAGCGACGUUGCCGAGACCAAGGACGUCGCCAUCGCCCGCGACGAGCUGCUCCGCGCAGUGCACCAAACCCACCAGACCUCCAUGUUCGCCCUCGACUUCGUGUCGCUCCUGCUCUCCAAGGAGAACCCCGCCCAGGCCGUCGCGACGUUCAGCCCGGGACUGCGAGACAUGGUUGGCAUUGGUACCCUCGGCGCGACCAUGCUUGCCGCCCCCACGGUUCUGACGCAGGCCAGAGUGCCCGACAACAAGAUGGUGGCCAUCGGCAAGCGCCUGAUGGAUCUGAACAAGGCCGCCGACACGGCGCUGGCAGCGUCCAAGAGGCUGCAGCGCGAGAUUGGCUAUGAGACCAAGUACUGGUCCGAGGUGCUGGCCGUGAGCGAGCGUGGCUGGCAGACGUUCCGCAUGCCCAAUGAGCCGCAGACAAUGGGCGUCAAGUUCGGCUUCUCGAACGCCGCUCCCGAGUUCAAGUUGAACAGUAUCGCGCCCAUGAGGCGGGCUGCGGACGGGUCCGUACGCCUGGAGCCUGGCAAGAUGGCUCGGGGCUCCAAACGGCUCCGCGUGAGCAUCCUGGAGAACGGCGUGGUCGUCGGCAGGUCGUCGCUGCCCCGGCCGUUGCCUCCCGAUGCGCCGCUUCAGGACCGUGUCAAGGAAGCGCGCGACACCAUCUUUGCUCAGGAGCUGUGGCAGGAGAUCAAUAGGGAGCGCCGCGGUUUGAACACCCGCACCAUCGGCUUCGAGGGCUCGGUCGUGGCCUGUCCCUUGGAUGCCACAAGGUCUGCCUCGAUACAGCUUGCUACUCUGGACGAGGAAGAAGCGGCAGCCGAGGACCGCUCGGGGGAACAGGACGCCCUGGCGGACUGGUUAUGCACCACCUUCAACCUCCUGCUCAGCAACUCGCACAGAGCCAACGAACAGAGACGGUCCGAGCGAAGCCUUGACAAGGGCCCUGCCCCACCAUACUCCAUCCUCACGCCAUUAGUAACAUACUUCGAGUACGACAAGUGCGUCCAGCAGUGUGCACAGAAGCUAGCAGCAUUCAUUGCCGUUCUUCGCGGCAGCGGUCUCGGUGGUACCGUCACCAUGAAGGAGCCACCGCUGGCCCCCUUCCCCACGGUUCCGGCCUCAGAAGCCCUCGCCGCGGCCCUGCUCAAGCCGCCGCCGGUCCAGUUCGACGUAGCGCUCACUCCAGUCGGACGAGUGCGCAUCCUGCUCAGACCUACCACGUACACGUCCUCCGGCGCCGCGUCAUUCUCCGUCUUCCUCCUCCCAACCGGCAUGCGCGGCGUCCAGAAUCCGCUCUUGGCGCUGUCCCCGCUGGGCGUUGAGGAGUUUCCGCGCAUGGAGGCGCUCUUCGCGUACCUCUACAGCGCCGUCCCCUGCGCGCUGGCGGCGGCGUACUUGAGGCUCGCGGUCAAGGCGGCCGAAAAGCCCGCCCUGGAUUCCGCGUCCGCUGCCGCGCCGCCGCCCAGGUGGACCAUCCACGACAGCAGGAAAGGCAUAGUCGAUGUCGAAACGGGCGAGUACGGCGUCCACUUCGACUGCGGCCCCAACCCGAGCACGGGCAACGUGGAGCUGAGGGUGGCGUGGGACUCCCUCGAGGAUGCGGAGGGCGGUGGGAAGAAGAAAGUGCACAUGGACUGGACCUGGCCUGGGACGGGGGCAAAUAUCAACACGGUUCUUAAGAAGCUGCUGUCGAGCGGCCCUCCGGAAGCGGACGAUUAGGACAGUCCUCCGGGCCAGAAAUGAGACAUCGCUUGUUCAUUUUCCGGUGAUGUGCCUUCAUGUGUCAUGUGUCAGACGACCAAGUAUCACGGCGAUCACUGGUAUUCUCCAUAGCCGAUCAUAGUGGCCAUCACUGCAGCCACGAUAGUCUUGAAGUUGUCGAAGAUUCGGAACACACAAGCUGGGUGACAGGUCCAGAAUUGAUACGACCGUUCUCAGCCAAGACACGUAAUAUAUAAUAAACACCAAACACUCAUAGCUUCAGCUAAAUUCCGUACAUAUUGCGCCUCAAGUGCCUCAGUCUAAGGAGCAUCCCAAGCAAGCCUCAGAACGCAUAGAAGAGUAGGCAGGAAUCAGAGGUCAGCUCCCCUCCGUAAGACUUCAUCGGAUUUGUACCACGCCACGUUCUUCAUUCACAACUUCCCACCAUGCACCCAAGCAUAUA